AUGUCUUCUUCAACACCCUCACCGUGUCUUGACAUCGACGAGACUGCGCCCGCUGUCGUUGAGUGGGAAUGCGACGGUGUUACGCAUCAUCUUGCGAAGCCUGAUCCGAAGGUCGACAGUAUUAUCUUUAGAACUCGGUUGAGCGGCUCCAGCGCGCUCUUCGAAAUACGCUUCCCCAUCAACCUGAAGGGUGUGGAUGGUGUCUCGGCCAUUACGAUCUCUAUCCAACCCUCUUCCAUCACAUCCUUCGAGUUUACCACACCCAAGACGGUUCCCGAAGCUGCGAAAGACAAGUUUAAAGGAGGAGUGACUCGCCUAGCAUUUCAAAUCAAUCAGACUGCCCAGAUCCUGGCUCCUGUCGCUGCAAAGGAUCCACUCGCACCGUCAAAAGCGCAAUCCGGCAAAGUCCUCGAUGCUGUUCGCAUGCUUGCCGACGCAACUGUUUUUAUAGUGUAUAUAGGCGACAAGAAGCUAUCGAAUGAACAAUUUGUAUCCAUCAGCGACGCAGUGAAACGGGGUGGUCUAAAGCCCUUCCGCGAUCAACAUGACCUUGCAAGCAUGUACCACGGCACAGGAGCCAAGAUCGUCGAUCUCCUGUCACCAACACAAGACGCGCCCCCAUCCUACAACGAAACCGAAUCCCCGCCACCGCCUCCCUCAAUCAACGAGAGAAAACGCCGUCGAGUCGAUAGCGAAGGGAAAGACAGUGACGCGAUUUCACAAAUAUGGGCUGAGCUGAAAGCACGAAACGAGCGCGACCAAACAAUACAGCAUGAGCUGGCCGACUUGAAGAAAGAGAACAAUACCCUUCGAGACGAACUCGCACAGAUCCGUCAACAGGUCGCAGCCUUCCACCAAAACCUAGACGCAUUGAAGACAGACGUCGAGCACCUUCAAGGUCAAGACAAGCAGACCACCGACGUUAUGGAAGGAUAUGAUACGAGGCUGGUCGAGUUGCGAGACGAUCUUGAGGAUCUUGACGCCAAGGUCGACUCUAUCCAGGAGCAUCGCGAUGAGAAUGGUGUGGCGAGGGACUUUCUUGAUAAGGUCCGCAGCGACGUGUACGACGAUAUUGUCUCGCGUCUCACAGGCUGA
Messenger RNA from Fusarium coffeatum, 1095 nucleotides. RefSeq lists its product as uncharacterized. The record is from RefSeq and is a predicted model, not a curated record. The transcript has a single exon. NCBI's taxonomy places the organism in Eukaryota, Fungi, Ascomycota, Sordariomycetes, Hypocreales, Nectriaceae. The coding region runs from base 1 to 1095 and encodes 364 amino acids.